Molecule: messenger RNA, 1098 nt
Organism: Hibiscus syriacus
Lineage: Eukaryota; Viridiplantae; Streptophyta; Magnoliopsida; Malvales; Malvaceae
Product: metalloendoproteinase 1-MMP-like
Exons: 1
Coding region: 13-1098 (361 amino acids)
Biological process (GO): proteolysis; extracellular matrix organization; collagen catabolic process
Cellular component (GO): extracellular matrix
Molecular function (GO): zinc ion binding; metalloendopeptidase activity
Source: RefSeq, a predicted model, not a curated record
ACGACCGAAACUAUGCAGUUUUCGUUAUUUCGUUACGAUUUCAUCCUCCUCUUGUUCCUUUUCCUCUGUUUUUUCCCACGUGCUUGUUUUCCCGCCAGAAUCACACCGGAGCAAAUAACUGUCACAACUACCGACGACACACAUACGCACAGGGCCGCGUGGUUUAACUUCACUCGCUUUAAGGACGCCGAAAACGGUAGCCACGUCAUCUCCGGCAUGUCGGAACUCAAGAAAUACUUCCAACGUUUCGGGUACCUCUCGGUCCGAAACGAAAGUUUCACUGGCGCUUACGACACCCAAUUUGAAUCCGCCGUUAUCUUGUACCAGAGAAAACUCGGCUUACCGGUCACCGGGAAGCUCGAUUCCGACACGACAUCGACGAUCAUAGCGCCGAGGUGCUGCGUCUCCGAUUCCUCCCCCGCGAAGAUCCAUGCAACGAAACACAUUGCCUAUUUCAACGGAAUGCCCAGAUGGAACAACGAUUCGGUUUCGACGACGACGACCAUGACGUUAACCGCCUUCUCCCCUUCGAACAUGAUAAACUACAUAACCUUACCGGAAAUCCGAACAGUUUUCAAACGUUCGUUCUCGAGAUGGGCUUCGGUGAUUCCCAUAAACUUCACGGAAGUUCAAGAACACGAGGAAGCCGAUAUAACAAUCGGGUUUUACGGCGGCGACCACGGCGACGGGGCCUUAGGAGUGUUAGCUCAUUCAUUUGCGCCGGAGAACGGAAGGAUUCACUUCGAUGAAGAUGAAACGUGGGCCGUAGAUUUCAAGAAAGCGAAAUCUAAGUCGGCUGUUGACUUGGAGUCGGUAGCGACUCACGAGAUCGGUCAUAUUCUAGGGUUGGGUCAUAGCUCGGUCCAGGACGCCGUGAUGUACCCGAGCUUGAGUCCUCUAAGAAGAAGAAGGGAACUGAAACUUGACGAUGUCGAAGGUGUUCAAGCUUUGUAUGGGUCGAACCCUAACUUCGAGAUCAGCUCUUUGUUAGAAUUCGAUAAUGUUUCUAACAAAGGAACUGGACUUGUCUGUAGAUCGUCAAACUGGACUCUUUCUUUGGUAGUGCUACUGUUCUUCAUUCUCUUGGUGAUAGUUUAG